Messenger RNA from Racocetra fulgida, 554 nucleotides. Lineage: Eukaryota; Fungi; Glomeromycota; Glomeromycetes; Diversisporales; Gigasporaceae. The record is from the annotation of a GenBank genome assembly.
AUGUUUCUCACAAGAUCUGAAUAUGACCGUGGAGUUAAUACCUUUUCUCCCGAAGGACGUCUAUUUCAGGUUGAAUAUGCGAUCGAGGCCAUUAAGACCUCUGAAGGUGUUGUCCUGGCUGUAGAAAAACGCGUCACCUCCCCACUUUUAGUAUCAAGUAGUAUCGAGAAGAUCAUGGAAAUUGAUACCCAUUUGGGUUGUGCGAUGAGUGGUUUAACUGCCGAUUCUAGAACAAUGAUAGACCAUGCUAGAGUUGAGGCACAAAAUCAUCAUUUUACCUACAACGAAAAAAUUAAAGUAGAGUCUGUCACACAAGCUGUAUGCGAUUUGGCACUGAGAUAUCACGCCGAUCCCUCUGGUACUUUUAUGCAAUAUGAUGCUAAAGCUAUUGGUUCCGGAUCUGAAGGUGCUCAGACAGAAUUGCAAGAAGAAUAUGAUAAAUCUAUAAGUUUGGUGAACGCCGAAACACUGUCUCUUAAAGUUCUCAAGCAAGUCAUGGAAGAAAAAUUGAAUAAUACAAAUGUUCAACUUGCUUCUAUCACGCCAGAACAUGG